CAUAUUUUGACAUAUCCAUUUCUGUUUUUAUUUUUUUUUGGUGAAAGGACAGGUACAGCAAAUUUUUCAUUUGGUAAUAAUUUCAUGCGGAAAAACCAUGGCUGAAGAAGUGAUAGUUCUGGAUUCAGAUGAAGAAUCGAAUAGCCACAAAGAAAAAGUUGACAAAGAAAUGGAAUGUCCGAUAUGCUUACAAUCUUGUAUUCAUCCAUGCAAACUACCAUGCGGACACAUCUUUUGCUUUUUAUGCGUUAAGGGCGUAGCAUACAAAAAUCGUAGAUGUGCUCUUUGCCGAAGAGACAUACCCCAGGAAUACCUCGAAAACCCGAAUCUCGUAUAUGGCGUUCAGGAAGCAACAUCGGCCACAACAGAAGACGGCUACCAAUGGUUUUACGAAGGACGGAAUGGUUGGUGGCUGUAUGACGAACGAACCAGUCAAGAAAUCGAGGAGUCGUACAAAAAGGGCGAUAAGAUCUGUACAAUUUUGGUAGCUGGCUAUGUGUACGUGGUGGAUUUCGAAUCAAUGCUACAGCAACGCCAAAACGAUCCAUCCAGAAAGCGCCAAGUGAAACGCGAUCUUUCAACAACACCUAGAAAAGGUGUAGCUGGUCUACGAAUCGACGGUUCGACGGAGAGUUCUUUAUCGUCAUCGUCGAGCUAUCAAAUAGACACAAAUUUAAUAUCAACAAUAGCUGCUACGGAUGCGGCUAUUCGAAUCGCUAGUAAUAUUAUAGAUUCAACGCUAGCUCAUGCAGAAAGUAAUGACACAUACGACGGUGACAGCGGCAGUGGCAGUACGUCAUCAACCAUUCGCAGAGAAUUACUGAAUGAAGUCGAGGAAACGUUAAACAUUUCGAAUUCAUCGAGCAUAGGAUCGCCACCGAAUUUGGAAAAUUUCUUUUCGACAACAAUCGACGAGUUCCGUUCGUUAGCACUGAGUAACAUAGCUGAAUCAGAUAAUGAUAGCGAUGAUGAUGUUAGAUUGUAAGAUUUUAAAUGUAGGUUGCGCAUCGAUGGUCGUAUUGAUGGAACGAACUGGUGCUGUACUUUUAAGUGUCCGAUGUAAGAGAUGUAAAAACUCGUAAUUUUACGUAACGUUAGUUCAAUGUUUUUUAAUCGUUUUCGUCUCUCGAAUGUUCCGUUCACUGACGAAUAGUUAAUUUGAAUAAAUUUGUUCGUGUUGUUUAAAUAACUCAUUCCUAACAAAAGCACAGCAGACGGACUGUAAAAGUGAUACUUUUAGAAAAGAUAGACAUUUAUUCUGUACUUUUCGAACUAUUCGAACCAUUUAAGCAUUGCAAUCGCAUUAGUAGCAAGGUUGCUUAUGUGGUGAAAUUAUUAAAUAAUUAGUUAGUCGAAAAAAACAAUGUCCAACUGUUCAUUUUGUAAAUAAUAAAUUUGAACUAAUUCGAUUCAAAA
This is a messenger RNA of Bradysia coprophila, 1416 nucleotides long. RefSeq names its product Ring finger protein 146 (gene Rnf146). Gene Ontology annotation, biological process: Wnt signaling pathway; ubiquitin-dependent protein catabolic process. The record is from RefSeq and is a predicted model, not a curated record. Lineage: Eukaryota; Metazoa; Arthropoda; Insecta; Diptera; Sciaridae. Gene Ontology annotation, cellular component: nucleus; cytoplasm. Gene Ontology annotation, molecular function: poly-ADP-D-ribose binding; ubiquitin protein ligase activity; zinc ion binding.